GGGGAGCAGCACAAGAUGCCACACAAGAGCUCAAUGGAGGGAAGGAGGAGUGAGGAGGUGAACAGAAGAUCUGCAGCCCCUUGUUGCAGCAGCAGCGAAGGCGAGGAGCUGUUAAACUACGGUCCCAUGAGCCCGACAUUCAAGAAACUCCUCAUUCAGUUUUACCCCGAUGAAGUGAACAGCAGAGUCUCAACAGACGGUAAAUGCACGAUAAUAGAGAGAACCGAGUCUCUGAGGAAAAGCACCAGCAACAUAAAGAAGACGCUGCCACCUGUUGCUGUUUCCAAGAUUGACAAGAAACUGGAGCAGUACACACAUGCUCUUGAGGUCUCCUCAAAGGAAGGCAGAUCAGCCAGUCAGCUGCUGCCGGACCUGAUGAGUCCCACUGAAGCCGUCUCCUCCAAGAAGAGCCUGUUUGAGGCCGGAGAAGCCUGGAACCAAAACACAAUCUCAGUCACACCAUCUAAGGAUGCAGAUGGUUUAAAAGUCGGUGUGGCUGAUCUCAUCAAUCAGUGGGUGAAAGGAAGUGAAGAUGGUAGCAGGUGCAGCUCGCCCUCCAGACCAGCAGACAUGAAACCUUUUGGUGUUUCAAACAAGAAGAAUUUAUGGGAGAACCUCGGUGACACAUUAUCUUCUGGAAGGGAAGGGAAGGAGAGCUCCACUGCUAAAAGAUAUAAGUUUGUGGUGACGGGUCACGGCAAGUAUGAGAAGGUCUAUGUGGACAACGACUGCAGUGAAGACACCAACUGCCAGUCAGCUGGACAGUUCUAUGACGAUUUGUGAAACACAUGCUGGACUUUGAAGAAUUCUGGAUUAUGAAAAAAAAUAUUUUGUAUCACUUCACCAUUCUCUGUAUUUCAAGCUUAAGGUUGGAAAUGUACUUAAAUCCUGUUGUAAUGACACAUUUAUUGUGCCGCUUAUGAUUUUACAAAAAGGUAGUGAAGCAAAUUGUGAGUCUUUUGUUUAUACUUCGCAGUUAUUCAUUUUAUCCUGUGAAUAAUAAUGUCUGCCGUAGUACAUCUUUUAAUUAGGGCUGUCAAUCGAUUAAAAAAAAUGAACUAAUUAAUUGCACAAUUUGCUGUAAUUAA
This is a messenger RNA of Perca flavescens (yellow perch), 1088 nucleotides long. Its product is annotated as caldesmon, smooth muscle. The transcript is spliced from 11 exons. Lineage: Eukaryota; Metazoa; Chordata; Actinopteri; Perciformes; Percidae. The record is from RefSeq and is a predicted model, not a curated record. Gene Ontology annotation, molecular function: myosin binding; actin binding; calmodulin binding. The coding region runs from base 16 to 783 and encodes 255 amino acids. Gene Ontology annotation, biological process: muscle contraction.